Molecule: messenger RNA, 547 nt
Organism: Acanthisitta chloris (rifleman)
Lineage: Eukaryota; Metazoa; Chordata; Aves; Passeriformes; Acanthisittidae
Gene: CDKN3
Product: cyclin-dependent kinase inhibitor 3
Exons: 6
Biological process (GO): protein dephosphorylation
Cellular component (GO): nucleus
Molecular function (GO): protein tyrosine phosphatase activity
Source: RefSeq, a predicted model, not a curated record
GUUGCCUUUGUCUCCUCCCUACUUCUCGGAGGUCCUGGGAUUAUGCUCCCUUCCAGGAUGCAGGUUUAAGGAUGUCAGAAGAAAUCUGCAGAAAGAUGUAGGAGAACUGAAGAACUGUGGGAUCCAGGAUGUAUUUGUGCUUUGUACCAGAGGAGAGCUUCAAAAAUACAGAGUGCCAAACCUGAUAGACACCUACAAACAGCAUGGGAUAUGUGUGCACCACUAUCCCAUUCUCGAUGGGAAUGCUCCUGACAUUGCCACAUGCUGCAAAAUCCUGGAAGACCUCAAAAGCUGCCUGGAAAAUAAAAGGAAAACAGCAGUACACUGCUAUGGAGGUCUUGGACGCUCAUGUGUUGUGGCUGCCUGUCUCCUCCUUCAGCUCUCGGACACACUGACACCUCAGCAGGUGAUCAACAUCCUCAGGAGUGUGAGAGGAUCUGGGGCCAUACAGACAGUCAGGCAGUACAAUUACCUCCACGAGUUCCGGGAGAACAUGUCUGCGCACCUGGCAGCCAAGGACACGGCGCUGCGGUCCCUGUCGCCAUAG